Messenger RNA from Pomacea canaliculata, 2459 nucleotides. RefSeq lists its product as uncharacterized. The coding region runs from base 594 to 2459 and encodes 621 amino acids. The transcript is spliced from 4 exons. NCBI's taxonomy places the organism in Eukaryota, Metazoa, Mollusca, Gastropoda, Architaenioglossa, Ampullariidae. The record is from RefSeq and is a predicted model, not a curated record.
UGGCGCAACAGAGUUUGAUAUCCUCAACAUCAAUGCAGGUCAUAGCCUCAUCGUCAGACACACGUACGAAGUACAGGGUGACAAGACCGGUAGCCUAGAGCUGGUCUCACCAUUAGAUAACAAGGCUUUCAUCUUUGCAGUAAAGGUAUGGAACAAGUUAAAUGUAACACUGAACAUAUCGCCAGCAGCUGCUAAGCCACGUGACAACUUUACCCUGACCUUUGUCAACCCACCAAAUGUAGGUUUUCAAUACAUAAUAAACUGCAGUGGUAGGCAUUUAUUCAGCAACAACCAGUCAGCGCUGUAUGCAAACUUUUCUCCUCCCGUCCCUCCCUACACCGUCUCCUUCGAAAAUGUAGGAGAAUACGUCAUCAGCUUUUACGCCUUUAACCCUCUUUACUCAGUCAACACAAGCUACACUGUCUAUGUGGAAAUUCCACUCACAGGACUGCAACUGACCCAUGGCAACAGAUUUUACGACAAAGUGAACGACACCACCAAAUUAACGGCCACGUUUGCUACAGGGACUGCGCUGACUGCACAGUGGAUCUUUGACGACAAAGUCUACGUACAACAGGUGCCCGACACCGCAUAUGCAUCGGCUUUCACUUACCCUCACGUCUGGGAAAAUACGGGUACUUUCAUCGUGUACCUCAACGUGUCCAACCGAGUCAGCGCUAACUACACACAGGAAAACGUCACAGUACUUCACCCGCUUAACGGAUUUACCUUUUCCACCUCCGAACACCAUCUUGCAGACAUUGGAGGAGCUGGUCCUAACGCUGACCAUGGCCUUGGACACAAAGGAGCCCAUGGGAAAUGUCACCUUUAACUUGACGUGGGGAGAUGGUGCAGCAGAGUUUGAUAUCCUCAACAUCAGUGCAGGUGAUAGCCUCGUCUUCAGACAUACGUACAUCGUACAAGGUGACAAGACCGGCAGCCUAGAGCUGGUCUCGCCGUCAGACAACAAGGCCUUCAACUUUGAAAUAAAUGUGUGGAACAAGUUAAACGUAACACUGAACAUAUCGCCAGCAGCUGGAAAGCCAGGUGACAACUUUACCCUGACAUUUGCUAACCCACCAAUUGUAGGUUUUCAAUACAUUAUAAACUGCAGCGGUGGGCAUUUAUUCAGCAACAACCAGUCAGCGCUGUAUGCAAAUUUUUCUUCUCCCGUUCCAACCUACACCGUUUCCUUCAAAAAUGUAGGAGUAUACGUCAUCAGCCUGAACGCCUUUAACCCUCUUUACUCAAUCAACACAAGCUACACUGUCUAUGUGGAAAUUCCACUCACAGGACUGCAACUGACGCAUAGUAACAGAUUUUACGACAAAGUGAACGACACCACCAAGCUAACGGCCACUUUUGCUACAGGGACGGCGCUGACUGCACAGUGGGUCUUUGACGACAAAGUCUACAUACAGCAGGUGCCCGACAACGUCAGUUCAUUGGGUUUUACCUACCCUCACGUAUGGGAAAAUACGGGUACUUUCAUCGUGUACCUCAACGUGUCCAACCGAGUCAGCGCGAACUACACACAGGAAAACGUCAUAGUACUACAUCCGAUUAACGGAUUUACCUUUUCCACCUCCGACACCAUCUUGCAGACAUUGGAGGAGCUAAUCCUAACGCUGACCAUGGCAUUGGACACAAGGGAGCCCAUGGGAAAUGUCACCUUUAACUUGACGUGGGGAGAUGGUGCAGCAGAGUUUAAUAUCCUCAACAUCAGUGCAGGUGAUAGCCUCGUCUUCAGACACACGUACGUCGUACAGGGUGACAAGACCGGCAUCCUAGAGCUAGUCUCGCCGUCAGACAACAAGGCCUUCAACUUUGAAAUAAAUGUGUGGAACAAGUUAAACGUAACACUGAACAUAUCGCCAGCAGCUGCUAAGCCAGGUGACAACUUUACCCUGACCUUUGUCAACCCACCAAUUGUAGGUUUUCAAUACAUAAUAAACUGCAGCGGUGGACAUUUAUUCAGCAACAACCAGUCAGCGCUGUAUGCAAACUUUUCUUCUCCCAUUCCAACCUACACCGUUUCCUUUGAAAAUGUAGGAGAAUACGUCAUUAGCCUGAACGCCUUUAACCCUCUUUACUCAGUCAACACAAGCUACACUGUCUAUGUGGAAAUUCCACUCACAGGACUGCAACUGGCGCAUAGUAACAGAUUUUACGACAAAGUGAACGACACCACCAAGCUAACGGCCACCUUUGCUACAGGGACGGCGCUGACUGCACAGUGGAUCUUUGAUGACAAAGACUACAUACAGCAGGUGCCCGACAACGUCAGUUCAUUGGGUUUUACCUACCCUCACGUAUGGGAAAAUACGGGUACUUUCAUCGUGUACCUCAAGUGGUACCCAACCGAGUCAGCGGGAACUACACACAGGAAAAGUCACAGUACUUCAGCCGAUUUUAACGGAUUUACCUUUUCCACCUCCGACACCAUCUGCAGACAUUAG